This is a messenger RNA of Apiotrichum porosum, 1935 nucleotides long. RefSeq lists its product as uncharacterized. Lineage: Eukaryota; Fungi; Basidiomycota; Tremellomycetes; Trichosporonales; Trichosporonaceae. The coding region runs from base 1 to 1935 and encodes 644 amino acids. The transcript is spliced from 5 exons. The record is from RefSeq and is a predicted model, not a curated record.
AUGACCAGAUCAAAGUCCAAGGCCAAGCGUGGCAAGACCAAGCGCGUUCGCAAGGACGCUCACACCAAUGCCCAUGCGCUUGGGGAGCUCUUCUCCGAACCCGAACACAAGAAUGCCCUCGACCUUAUCCUCGGCCACCUCUCUGCGGGUGAGCUGUGGACCUGUCUUGCACACCUCAACAAGGUCAUCACCACCUCACCCCUGAUCCAGCUUGCGCUGAAGGUGCACUACCAUGGCCUCCCCAACCCCGUCCACGCGUCUCCGUCGUGGCGCCAUCAGCCAGUCCAGGCCCAGCUGGACGGGCUCGUGCGCACAGAACUCGCCCUCGAUGCACUCAAACCGUCCCAUGUCCAGUGUCUCCACAUUCCCGCGGGUAACAUUGUCGACGUCGGCGGGGGUCUUCUGCUUGCUCUCGAGUCGACUCGCCAGGUCCCACUCAACCCCAUGAACGUCAAGAGAGGCUACAUGAACGACUCGUGGAGCGUAUGGGAACUGCCUCCCGGACCAGACAAGUUGGCCGGCGGUGUGCCCCCUGGCCAGCGAGGCGCUGCGUACAUGGCAGCGGCCGGAAUGUGGUCGUGGAAGUACUCUGUCGACAGCGAGAUCGUGGGUGCCGCCAUGUGUGUCGACGACAAUGUAGUGGCUAUCGCGACCCAGGCUCUCCCCGGCUGUGGCAACGGCAGAUACUCGGUCCAGCGCGUCUACUUCUACCCCCUGCUCCCCACUGCGCGCGUCAACGACGACCAGGACAUUGACACUUUCGCGUGGGGCCCUCUCCCUUCGGCGCACCCAGAUGCCGCCGUUCCGUGUAUCGAGAUCCUCAUCCCAAGCAAGACCUUUCACACAGGCUUGGUCUCGCUCAAGCUUGAUCCUGGGGGUGUCGUUGGUGUCAUGCUGGACAAGAACUGCGAUUUCCAUGACAGUACGCUUCUCUGCUGGAACUGGCACACGGGUGUCGCGAUCGGAUUCCUGGACGGGGCCACCAUCGCCAUUUCCUCGAUGGAUUCCAACGGGGCUGGCGACGACAAGCUAUAUCUCGAAGUCUGGGGUCUGGAUUCCGGCGAGGGCACACGUCCAGGUGCGCACUGGCAUGACAACUACUUUAAAGGCGAUCAUGACCCGGACAAGCCAUGCACUUGGCUCACGGAGGACAUCCCACUCGCCUCCCCCAAGAUCUGCCUCGCCUUGCCGCGUUUGGCGUUUUGGUCCAGCAAUCGAUUUGCCGUGAAGAACAUUGAAGUCUGCGCUGCUCCAGGCAACAAAGUCCUUACAUUGGCCAUUAGCGGUAUCAAGAUUGUCGACAGUGGCCAAGACAAGGCCGUCACCAUCAUGGGCGUCGUCCUCGUCACCAAACUACGCGAGCUCCAGGAGUUUAUCUGCGGUCACCGCGUCACGCUGAAGAACGCCGGUUUUGAGCACGUCGCCUGGUCCCGGUGGAGCUCCUUUGUGCGCCUCUGGGAUGACACGUCGGCCAUCGUCCCCAAGGGCUACGGCUCGAGAGUGGCUACACUCCGCUGGAUCGGUACCACUCGCAAGGGCAACAGCCAGUUUGACCUCGUCGUCUCCGAGAACGACGUGCACAAGCUGAUCGGACGCUCACCUACGACCUUUGCGCCCCUGGGUGCCGCCAACAAGGCCUCCGGAACGAAGAAGCAGGCCCCGACCAUGGUCCACAAGUGCCCGCUCGAGAAACCCAUGGGCCUUCCCCACAUCAUCGCGGCCAUGACUUCCACUGGCCCCAUCAUGAACCCCACCUUUGACGACACGCACAAGGUCUUUGAGAACAAGAUUAACAGCAGGGCGCCGUACUCCGAGUCGUCCAUUCGCCUCGACGUGCCCCGCGAGCCCCUCAAGAACAUCCUCUUCGACGGAAAGCACCUGGUGUUGACCUAUGCAACGGGCAACGUCAUGAUCCCACCUGUGGCCUGUGGAUGA